UUUAAACGUCACAUGGCAGGGAGCGGAUGGUGUCUGUAAUGAAAUUACAUAUGGAAUAGCCGAAAGAGGACUCGCGUGCGCUUAAACUGGAAUUUAUUUGAUGCUGAAUGCCUACGAUUUUUUAAAUAUAUGAGUUUCACACGGCCGUCUUUUUAAUGCGGGACAUGUACAUGCCUGAUGAUGUUAUAUUUUCUGUGGAUUUUCCAGUAGACAACUGUUCCAGGCUAGUGGUUCGAAAGGAACUGGAGUGAAAGUCCGCCAUAUUCAGUUUUACCACGCCCGGAGUCGAGCGUUUGGGGAAAACAAUUUUAAUGCAUUGACCGCGCUACACAUGCAAUGUUUUCUACAGAGAGUGCGGUUAAACGUGAAAAAGAAGACAGUACCUUUGCUUCGUUCGCAGGAGGAAAACAUUGAUUUUAUAAAAAAACAAAACAAAACAGGACUGAGAUUGUUACCCAUGGCAAACAAAACCCACUAGCUAUGGAGUCACUCUGCCAAAAGGAUCUGUUGCUUUUAAAGUGAGGGAUAUGCGAGUAUAACUACAUCCGCCCUUAGUAGACUCUGUGUAGUCGUGUGCUACAAGUUUUUGCCACUGGUUAAAAACAGACGGGAUUAUCCAGAAUUGCAAAAACUGUUGUUGAUGAAUUACGUCGACCUCUUAUGAAUCGCCCACUCCUUCUACCCUGGUAAACUACAGAAGAACUAUUUCUCUAGCUAAUUAUUAAUACCUACACCCAUGUUUGGACGGGUUUUUUUCUCAAUGGAACUACUGAACAGCUCCUAAACGCGCAAAUCGCUGCUCUGGUCUUUUCAUUCGGAGAAUCAUGACUCUGGACUCCAUAAUGGCGUGUUGCCUCAGCGAAGAGGCGAAAGAAGCGAGGCGGAUCAACGACGAAAUUGAGAGGCAGCUCCGCAGGGACAAGAAAGACGCCCGUCGGGAGCUCAAGCUAUUGCUACUCGGGACUGGAGAGAGUGGAAAGAGUACCUUUAUAAAGCAGAUGAGAAUCAUUCACGGUUCAGGCUACUCUGAGGAGGACAAAAAGGGUUUCACCAAGUUGGUCUACCAGAACAUCUUCACGUCGGUUCAGGCCAUGAUCCGAGCUAUGGACACCCUACAGAUUCCCUACAAAUAUGAACACAAUAAGGGCAAUGCCAAUAUUGUUCGAGAAGUGGAUGUAGAGAAGGUUACAACAUUUGUAAAUCCUUAUGUAGAUGCCAUUAAGAGUUUAUGGAAUGACCCAGGAAUCCAGGAGUGCUACGAUCGAAGGAGAGAAUACCAGUUGUCAGAUUCUACCAAAUACUACCUAAAUUCACUGGAUCGUAUUGCUGACUCAUCGUAUGUGCCCACACAGCAAGAUGUGCUCAGGGUCAGAGUGCCCACAACUGGCAUUAUUGAAUACCCUUUUGACCUCCAGAGUGUCAUAUUCAGAAUGGUAGAUGUGGGUGGCCAGCGGUCAGAGAGACGAAAGUGGAUCCACUGCUUUGAGAAUGUCACCUCAAUCAUGUUCCUGGUGGCACUGAGUGAAUAUGACCAAGUCCUGGUGGAAUCUGACAAUGAGAAUCGGAUGGAGGAAAGCAAAGCGCUGUUUAGGACAAUCAUAACAUACCCCUGGUUCCAGAAUUCUUCAGUCAUUUUGUUUUUGAACAAGAAAGACCUGUUGGAGGAGAAAAUAAUGUUUUCACAUCUUGUGGAUUACUUCCCUGAGUAUGAUGGUGCCCAGAGGGAUGCUCAGGCAGCAAGGGAAUUCAUCCUGAAAAUGUUUGUCGACCUGAAUCCAGACAGUGACAAAAUCAUCUAUUCUCACUUCACCUGUGCAACAGACACAGAAAACAUCCGAUUCGUCUUUGCUGCCGUCAAGGACACCAUCUUGCAGCUCAAUCUGAAGGAAUACAAUCUAGUCUAAAAGAUGUUUUGUUUUUGUUUCUGUCUGCUCAAGAAGCACCUGCAGGCCACAGCUUGACCAUACUCAUAAAUGGCAUGCAGAGAUCGUACUGGUCUAUCUUGGGUUUUUUUUUUUUUUUUUUUUUUUUUUUUUUUCCCCCCUCCUCUCAAGGGCAAUUUGGAGACUGAUGACCUUUUUAUCUUUGGACGAUAAUAUCAAUUAAUACAAACUGCUCACUACUGCAUAAAUAUUUAUUUGCACCUUGGAGCUUGUUCACAGGGUCCAUCUUCAGUUGUUAAUCCAUUUUAAGAAGAAAUUAUGUUAAUGAACUUUUUAUGAUUACAAGCAGUAAAUGCACUCGGAAGAGACAUGCUUUCACCCUCCUGCUCUUUCUGAGGAAUCUGGUUUAAUUCAGUAUCGAAUUUCUCUCUGUCUACAAUUUGAAGAAUGUAUGCAUUUGGUUAACUACUAAGGUAAUUGCAUUUGUUCUUUCACUUUGGUCAUGUUACAUGGUUAUUCUCUGAGGGACGAGUGGUUGUUAAAAUAAUUAAAACCAUUGUCCACUGUAUUCAAGUACUUCAGCUGGUAAUGGCGUUUUUUUCAAAGCCUGAGGAAACUUGGCAAGUUCAGUGGUUAUUCUAAAAGAAGUCAGAUUACCAUGCAUUUGUUGUCUUCAUGAUGAAUAACAGUAGAUGGAUAGGAGUUGAGUAGUAGUAUGUUACAAGUGCCACAUUUUGCUUUUAAAUAUGCUUGUCUUAUAUGUUGCCAAAUUAAUAUUUGCACCACUAACAUUUAACUAUCCCCUUCAUUUUGAAAAUGUUAUUAGUUUAUUUCCUUAACACACCACCUGUCUGUAUUGUCUUCGGGAUAUUUUGCUUUGCUAUUUUGCUCUUGUAAAUUAGCCCUGCUUCACAAUUAGUGUUCACUCUGCAAAUUGCUAAGUCAUUUUACUCAUCAGUAUUUCAGAACAUUGAACUAAUUUGAAGUCAUUAAUUUGUCAAUUUCAAUUGGUGCCAAGUAUCCAAGGAGCCCAAAAGUUUCUCAUUAGGUGGAUCUAGCAUUUUGCCAUAUUGUUAUCUGCAUUUUUAGUGUCAUUUAUAUCAAAUACCAAAAAACCCUCAGUACAAUAUUGAAUACUCUUACUGACAUAGUUAUUGAUUUUGGCCUAGAGGUCAGUUUGUCUAAAACAAGACUGCCUUACCGAACUGCUUUCUAGAAAAGGAUUAGCCCCUGUAAAUGAAAUAAUUUGAUAAUGUGGGAUAUAUACAAACAUUGCUCAGUCUUUCACUAAGGAAAAAUUGUGGUCUUUCCUAACAUUGCUCGAGAAAGUGAAGGCAAUUAAUGCAAUCUCAGUGAUGUGUGUGCGCUUGUGUGUAUAUAUGUUUUUGAUGAACAUCGAAUUCCCUUUUGUUCUAAAUGUGCUUUCAUCAGGUUUGUAACUGUUUAUUGAUGAAGGGCUGCUAUUUUAGAAAGUAACUGGUGGAAUUACUGCUGUGUGAUGUUUACCGUCCAAAUGUUUUUAGAAGUCCUCAUGAUUCCAAGGGCUUUUGGUGUUAAUUUGAAGUUUAAAUCAUUCCUAAGAUCUCAAAUUAAACUUCACUUGCCUGUAAUUCUUGCCAAGCAUUCAGACUAAUCUCUUACAAAUACCAUUUGAGACACUGAGUCACAAAGUUGUAUUUGUAAAGUAUGAUGCUACUAUGAUGUAUGGUGUGCUCUUGCUUCUCUGUGUUUGAGAAAAUUCAUUAUGUCUGAAGAUCAGAGUUGAGCUCUGAAAGAUAUCAAAAGUGCUGGCUUUAAUACAUACUGGGAAUGGAAAACAAAUGUGCUGUUUAAUAGAAGCAAUUUGUAAUGGCAUCCAUUGUUGUUUGCCAUUUUAUUUUUUUAUAUAAUAAAAAUAAUACCAUAUACGUUUGCCCCCAGGUAAGAAUUUAUGAAACAUUUCCAAUGAGUAACACCAGUAUUCUCAUAUUUUUUUUUUCUUUUUUGGUGGUCACUGGUACUGUGCAUAACGUUUGUUGAUCCACACAGCAGAUAAUGGCCUCAGUUCGUUAACUAAAGAAAUUUGUAGGGCUCUAGUGGACUAACCUGAAACCAAAAGCAGUUGCACUUGAAUUGUGAGUCUGACUCAACCCCCGGUUGUACAGUACAUACUUCAUUCCUCCCAUGUUAGUGGUGAUCAGCUGAUAUGCCACGGUCUGAGGUGCCUCAUAUUAUACUUUAAUGAAUUAGCCAUUUGAAAAUGGAACAUGCCUCCCUGGAUGUUUAUGGUGCCAGUAUGGGGUUUGGUAAUUUAAUUGUUCAACAAUAUGCACUCCAAGAGAAGAAAAUGAUUAAAACUCUAUCACUUUGUAUUUGUGCCAGGUCCUCUGUUGCACAGGGUGGGUUUUUUUUGACUGCUAAUUAGCCUUGGUUAGAAGUCUCUGUAGUGUGACCAAAUUCUGGAUCAAAUUCUAAAUUUCAUUCUACUUUAUGUGAACCAUUUGGAGGAAUACCAGAUGCUAUGUAGCUGCAUUCUGCUCAGAAACAUUACUGCCAAGUUGCCAUGUGCUGUUUUCUACUUUCCUCUUUGACUUGGAUUUUGCUCUUUUUUUUGUCAUUAGAACAGUUGUCUAAAAUGCUUUCUAAUUAACUGUUAUGGAAUAAAUUAUUCCAGUUUAUAAUA
Pygocentrus nattereri (red-bellied piranha) is the source of this 4545-nucleotide messenger RNA. It is a transcript of the gene gnaq, whose product is annotated as guanine nucleotide binding protein (G protein), q polypeptide. The record is from RefSeq and is a predicted model, not a curated record. Gene Ontology annotation, cellular component: heterotrimeric G-protein complex. The coding region runs from base 825 to 1904 and encodes 359 amino acids. Gene Ontology annotation, biological process: action potential; phospholipase C-activating dopamine receptor signaling pathway; adenylate cyclase-modulating G protein-coupled receptor signaling pathway. The transcript has 7 exons. NCBI's taxonomy places the organism in Eukaryota, Metazoa, Chordata, Actinopteri, Characiformes, Serrasalmidae. Gene Ontology annotation, molecular function: GTPase activity; guanyl nucleotide binding; GTPase activator activity.